AUGAAAACAGCUAGUUCCGAUUUUACGAAAGAUGUAGCUAUGCGUCUGGCGGAUCCUGAUAGGCCUGUAGAGACCAUCAUAUUACCUCCGAGAAAUAUUUCGACGACUGGGGAAUCCCAAUCCUCUUCAUCUCGGUCAUAUGAGUUGCAAUCAUCUUCUCGAACACCAUCCCAUCUAGAUACACCACAGUCGUCUUCAGACAUCUUUCAUCAAUCAUAUUCGUCACAGACGUCAUCUCAAUUAUUUUUGUCUCCGUCAUAUGCAUCACAGUCAUUUAAUUCACAAUUAUCUCGGUCCCGAUCACCUUCACCUCAUGCUUAUGCAUCACAAUCAUUUGAAACUCAAUCACAGCUGUACGCUUCUCAACCAUUCUCGUCUCGAUCAUCUUCGACCUACCCACAUGCUCCACUCCAACAAUAUGCGUCGCAGGCUUAUAUGUCGCAAUCAACUUCGUCUUCACAAUCACACCCAUCUCGAUCCUCAACACCUCAAUUAUUUGCAAAAAAAAAUUCAACAGAACAAUUAUCCUUUGGAGAAGAAAAAUUAUCAAAUGAAAGGGCAUUCGUGGAGAAUGGGAAUUCAUCGAAAGUCAAAGGAAAAAAAUCGGAAGUUUUGCAUGAUGAAUCAUCGGACGAAGAAGUGAAAGGAAAGCAAACAGAAACUUUACAUGAUGAGUCAUCAGACGAGGAAUUGCUCUCGUUUGAAGAAGAAUACCCUAUCCGAGAAAAAGAGAAGGAAAAACGACCUUCAAAUAUAGUUCCCGAAAUUGUACACACGGAACGAUUUUCGACCUUGAUUACAGAAGAACAUGUAGUCGAAAUAUCAUCAUGGAUUGAUCGAAGGAAAGAUUACUACGACAAAUCAAGCAACCCAUAUGUAUUUAGGCUUCUCGUACGGGGUAGCCGAGAUGGUUUUAAUCCAAAAACUUUCUGGGAGAGGUGUGACGGGUAUGCCGAGACAAUUGUCGUCUUAAGAGUCAAAGGUACCAACGAAAUACUCGGUGGAUAUAAUCCCAUUGCUUGGGACAAGGAAUCACCUAACAGAAAAAUCAAAACUAUGCAGUCUUUUAUUUUUUCAUUAAAUAAUGGGGUUAACUCGAAAUCUAUUUUGAGUCGCGUAAAUAAUGAUGAUGUGGCACUUUGGUAUUAUCCACAACAUACGGAAGGUGGUUAUGGUCCAUGGUUCGGUAAUGGUAAUUUGGGAAUGAAAACAGCUAGUUCCGAUUUUACGAAAGAUACGAAAUGCUGUGCAAAUCCAUAUACAAAAUGGUAUGAGUUACCUAUUAGGACAUCAGACGAAUGGUUUUCUAUAGACGAGUAUGAAGUAUUUCACGUUCAUAAAUUAUAA
Molecule: messenger RNA, 1347 nt
Organism: Acaulospora colombiana
Lineage: Eukaryota; Fungi; Glomeromycota; Glomeromycetes; Diversisporales; Acaulosporaceae
Source: the annotation of a GenBank genome assembly